GCUGCCGCGGCUGCCGCCUCCGCCACCUGCGGCGGGCCAGGUCUUCGCCCCGGGUCCAGUCAGCGUUUUUCCUCCGUCUCUUCAGUUAACACGCCCAUGGUCCCGCCUGGAGCCAGGGCGGCGGGCCCCGGAGCUCGCGCGCGGUGAGGGAGCCGCCGGCGGACCAUGCAGCCGACGCUCUGCAGCUGCUGCCUCAGCCGCGCCCUGGCCUCGGCGCUCCUGCUGUCGCUGCUGCUGCCCGAGUUGAGCGGGCCCUCAGCGGGACGGCCGCCAGCAGCGCGGGCCGCGCCCGACCCCCGGCCCGCGGCGCGCGGCCCGCGCACCCGGCCCCCUCCGCCGCCCGAGCCCUCCGCCGCCCGUCCCGCGGGCCGCGCCCCGGCCUUCGAAGCCGCGGGCGCGCGGAGCGCCGAGGGCGGCAAUGGCAGCACGCCCGGGGCGGGGCCGGCCGCCGACGACCCCGGCGGGAAGGCGGGGGCCGGGGGCCCGGCGGGCGGCGUCUUGGCCGUGAGCCCUGACCCCGGCGACAAGCCCAUGACCCAGCGGGCCCUGACCGUGCUGAUGGUGGUGAGCGGCGCGGUGCUGGUGUACUUCGUCGUCAGGACGGUCAGGAUGAGAAGAAGAAACCGAAAGACUAGGAGAUAUGGGGUUUUGGACACUAACAUAGAAAACAUGGAGCUGACACCUUUAGAGCAAGAUGAUGAGGAGGAUGACAACACAUUGUUUGAUGCCAAUCAUCCUCGGAGAUAAGAAUGUGCCUUUUGAUGAGAAAACUUCAUCUUCUACAAUGAAGAGCAGAAUGUCUGUGUUUAAGGAAUAAAAAGCCACUUUAUCAAUGGGGGGGGUAUUUAAGUUACAUAUAUUAUGAUAACCUUCAAUUUGUUGUUGCAAUAAAUAUGUAUCAUUUGUUAGUUUUUCUCUGUAUAGAAGUGCUCUUAAUGGGCUCAGAGUUGUUGGGAGUAAAUUGUAUUAUAAUAGAGAUCUGAAAAUUACUUUAAAGCAGUGUGUUUUCUGAUCAGUUUUUGUUUCUUGCUUACCUUAUUAUUGUAAGCUGUUUAUGUACUAAUCAGUUAAUUUUAUUUAUAUAUGUAUAUAUAUAUAUAAAUUUCAUUUUUUGGCUGGUUAAGUUUGUUUUUUUUUCCUGGAACUAUAAAUCCCAACAACCAACUGGUGUGUAACUUUACCAAGAUGUAUUUCCCGUUUUUGUGGGGAAAAGAAGCCAAAUUUAUUAUCUUGAGUUUGGGUUUUUUAAAUAAUAAAAAUGUCUGUGUUGUGUGUAAAACAAUAAAUACGAUUUAAAAUUCUU
Messenger RNA from Cervus elaphus (red deer), 1303 nucleotides. RefSeq names its product family with sequence similarity 174 member A (gene FAM174A). Bases 166 to 747 code for a protein of 193 amino acids. The record is from RefSeq and is a predicted model, not a curated record. NCBI's taxonomy places the organism in Eukaryota, Metazoa, Chordata, Mammalia, Artiodactyla, Cervidae. The transcript is spliced from 3 exons.